AUGCCUGCAGACAGCUUCCCGCGAUCCUAUAUCCGCCGCGCUUUGGACGACGCCUCUGCAGCUCUGCAUGCGGGGAUGCUUGACCAGAUUGCAAUCAAUUACAGCCUUGGCGUGUUCUCGCCUGGAGACGCCAGCGCCGCAUUGCCGGGCCCACACGUCCGUUCAUUCGCGAACCCACCGAAACGGCAAUCCGGGGUGCCUUCGGAGGUGCCCGAUGGAGCGGCCUUCGAAAAUCGGCAUGUUCGCGCAGCGGAUUGCCCGGAGCAGCUGGCCACGUCGUCGAGCGCCGCAGCAGCGGCGGGGACGGCGUUAUCUGCAGAAGAGCGAUUGCUGGCCAGCGUCGCUGGCAAGAGAUCGGACAAUACCGCUGUGAUUGGCGAUAUGCAGGGCGUGUUCUUGGUUGACCUAUACGGUACUAGCGCGGAUGAGCCGAGGUCACGCGUUUCUCCGUCCCAACAAUAG
This is a messenger RNA of Trematosphaeria pertusa, 462 nucleotides long. RefSeq lists its product as uncharacterized. The record is from RefSeq and is a predicted model, not a curated record. The transcript has a single exon. Bases 1 to 462 code for a protein of 153 amino acids. NCBI's taxonomy places the organism in Eukaryota, Fungi, Ascomycota, Dothideomycetes, Pleosporales, Trematosphaeriaceae.